CUUUACGGUUGUUGACAAGGACCUUCUCUCCACAAGGGCGCUCCUGUCCUCUGUCCUCUGACCUGACGGGUUCUGAGCUGACGACACCCGGGCUUGAACCCUUCUUCCCUCCUCAUGACGCCCUGAGUGCGACACACUCGCAAACGCGCUCCCGGACAUAUACCUGCUCCUCUUGCUACGUGACGCAUUCAUCCGCCUUUCUUAACGACGUAAAACUGGACGAGACGCUCGAACCGGACCUCAUUUACGAUUAGGGGCACAACAGAUACCCAGACCGAAGAUCACGACUAUUGACGAGAACUGCACGAACUACGACAGCAACAAUCCCGCUCCCACCCAUCUCUCCGCUCGGUCUUACGAUGUCGACGCAGACACCACCACUCACCACUGCCUCUACGCUGAGCAGCGGCGACGAAGCAACCUCGCUGCACGAAUUUCCCUUGGCCGAUCCGUCACCUGUUCCCGCAAAAGCGCAUGGCGAGGAAGCAAAGGGAGAGGGAUCGGCGAGAGGAAGGCGUCGCAUGUCGCUGCAGAUGCUCUUCAAGAAGCAUUUUCAGCGCAAGUCGACCUCAGCGGCAGUGCACAAACCUCAUCCGAGCCACAAGACCGUGCCGCCAGAGCACGGCGUCCUCGUCCACAACAAUGGACGGAGCAGGCAUAGCAUGGAAGACAGACGACCGAGGCGCGUCAGCUUCAGCCCAUCUGCCGGAGAGGACGACGAUGACGAGUCGGAAGAGGAGGAGAUGGAGCAUGCAGAGGAACAAAGAGAGCACGCGCAGACCGAGGCCAUUGCAGCGAGCAGGCCAAAAUUGAAGCUGAUGGAACGUGCAAAGGCGCAGCGGAAGCAAGAGGCCCUCGAUCACAGCAGCAAAAGACGCGCCUCUGUCGACGGACUGAGCCUCGCCGUCAACGCACCUGGCGAGCCACUGGAGCCGAGAAGGCGAGUGCGGUCGUUCAGCAUCGAUCGCAUCGGCGUCCAUCUUGGCGUCGCUGCUCUCGAAAAACCUGAGGAUGAAACUUUCGACAAGGGCCUGCCCACGCGACCGCGUCUGACCAGGCAGCAGGUAGUGGCCGCUCGACAUGCACGCACGCUCGAGCAGAUCAUCAUCGGCAACGGCAGCGCAGCCAGUGCCCUCGGCAGCGGAAACAAAGACCACGAGAAAAGAGCGAGGAAACGCAAGGGCGAUCCGACAAAGUGCCGACCGAUUCCCUCGGCAUCGCCCAAAAAGGUACGAGCGCUCAAGAGGGCCCUGCUUGACGUCGACACUGCAAACGACAUCAUCGUGCAACUCAGGGGCAUGCCACAGGACAGCCUCGCCGAGCCUUACAGCCACAAGGAGCGCAUCAUUUCUGCCCCUGCAGACGGCAAAGAAGGCAACAUCACAGCCGUGGCGGAUCAAGAAAAUCGAGUUGCGGUCCAGGAGCCCACGAGCCCAGCCGAAAAGGCUCUCCACGAGAUUCACAGAGCACAUGCACCCGCCGAGAUCCAGACCAGGCGCUCUUCGCUACCAAUCUCAGCACGGCAGUCCAUCCACCGUGACGCAAAGACUCAGACACCCAUGAAGGCUGUCAGUCUCGAUUGUGACGAGGUAGAGGCGUGUCGACGACAUGCAGAGCACCUCGCCAGAAUGCAGCGCUCGGAAUCGGAACCGGCAUUACCAGUCGUGGAGCCCAAAGACGAGCAAGGGACAGGUCAGACCUCUGCAAAGGCCAUCGUGGCGUCGACCGGUACUGGCGCCGCCCUCUUUGGGCUGGGAUACUGGCUGAAGAGGAGCGCUCCUUCAGUGACACCCGUUGGCAAAGCGGCGCAAUUUUCGACGGAGAUUGUCGAGGACAUCCAGGCUGGUGAUGCUGCCGAGAUGCUCAAGGACACAGCACGCUUGGGAGUCGUCGGCUUGGAGGUGGUUCAACCGUUGGCUGGCAAGGUGGCCGAAGGUGUCGAGGAUCAGAUCUUGGGCGAGAAUAAGGUGUCCCCUGAUGUCCCCAGAGAAGGGCAGCAAGAAGGCGGCGUGAUGGCCGUUGAGACGCUCAUCGGACUUCCAACACUGCCACCAGCGAUGCCAAGCUAUGGAGGACCGUUGGCUGGCGUGAAUCCCAUCUCGCUCAUCACAUCUCCAAGGACGACGAUGGCUUCUGCCGCGGCUCAACAGGCAGGUGCCUUUGAUGCAAUUGGUGCAAUCACCGGUCAAGUGAUCCAAUCCGCCAAUGGCGGUGAGGAGGCCAUGCUUGAGGUGCACCCGCCCCUAGACCGACUGGCCAUCUUCGUCCACUGGUGGGGCUUUGAGCUAACGAUGCCCAGGCCCACGAUGAACUACCUCUCUACGGCCCACUCGAUUUCUGGCGCAUUCAUGAGCUUUCUCCAGACCAUGGUUGUCUCGGGUGGCGUGCCUGAGCUCCUGCCAUUCGUCAGGUACAUCUCUCAAUUCAUGGACAUGGAAUUCGCCGCAGUGAAGAGCCAGGACAAGGGUCAGGGUGUCAUUGUGGCGGCUACCUGGUUAAUGCCAAUGGCGCUCAUUCCUCGCCCAUGGGACUACGCGACGACAGCUCCCUCUCCUGCUCCUGCUCAGCCAAAAGCGAAGACGACGGCACCCUCUCUCGCCAGCUAUUCUGCCCAGCGUGCCGCUCUCCACGCGCCAUCGUCUUCUACGGCGCCUCGACCGAGUCCGUCAAGCACCAGCUUGAGCUCCACCCCUAUGCGUUCGGACAGGCUUCCCCCAGAAGAUGUCAGCCCGCACUACCAUCCGAGCGUUUUCGGUGGUGGAUCGGGUGGAUCGGGAUCCAAUCCCUUGGCGCUGAGCUCAAACGUCGACAUUCUCGACAGCCUCGUUGAGCUGCCAGAGGGCAGCGUGAGGGUGAAGACUGCGCUUACCUAGGCCUCUUCGACUGUCUCCUUCUCAAAUUCAUACCAUUAAAGCUUUCUUAGUUCACAACCUUACACUACCUCACCUUCAGUCGAUUUCCUAACAUCUAAUCAAUCAAUACCGGGUAAUACCAAU
Messenger RNA from Acaromyces ingoldii, 2996 nucleotides. RefSeq lists its product as hypothetical. The record is from RefSeq and is a predicted model, not a curated record. The coding region runs from base 360 to 2873 and encodes 837 amino acids. NCBI's taxonomy places the organism in Eukaryota, Fungi, Basidiomycota, Exobasidiomycetes, Exobasidiales, Cryptobasidiaceae. The transcript is spliced from 2 exons.